CUCUUCUCAACUUCAUCCUCCCAAUUGGCAUCAUGGCGCGCGUAGUCCGUGGCGAGGGAGACUCUCUGCAACGGAGAGGACAGCUGCUCUUCAGGCAGGGCAACUAUUCAGACGCUCUGGCCGCCUUUACAGAGGCUCUCUCUUGUAAAGGCGCCGAUGUGAUGAGCAUCCUGGACAACCGGGCCGCAACGUACAUCAAGCUCACUCAGUAUGAUCGCGCUCUCAAUGAUUCGCGACAGAUGAUCCGCAGAGAUACCAAAGAUGGACGGGGCGUUUUGCGAUAUGGUCAGACCUUGCUUCUGACUGGGGAUCGUGCAAAGGCCCUCAAAGCUUAUGGCUAUGGCUUGAAGACUCUGUCUGAAGAUCAUCCCCGUCGUAAGAUGAUACUUCAAAUGUAUUGCAAGGUGAAAGAGAAGGCAUCAGUGAAACGACUAGAUCCCUUUGAUACUCUACCUCUCGAGUUGGCCAUGAUGGUGCUGCAGUAUUUCAAUUUUAGGGAGCUGGCGGUUCUCCUGCGAGUUUCGAAGGGAUGGCAGCGAGUGCUCUCACAACCAGAUCUUUGGAUGCAAUUGGAUUUCACCGAGGCCCGACGCAAGGUCCAUUGGCGCUCCUUUCGGGCAUUUGUCCAACGAUCGCGUGCCUUGCUAACUCAUGCUGUCAUGAUCAACAUAUCCACCCCUUUUCAAGAAAGAGUGCUAGAAGCCUUAAGUAGAUGUCCAAAAUUGGAACACUUGGAGAUCAGGGACCCUAUCACACAACCUAAUGGGCUUUGCGACGUGUUCAGGAGCUCAACACAGUUGAAAUCUCUGGUUAUCGCGAAACAGACACCGGUGGCUCAAGAAAACAUCGCGAAGUUUCUAUCAAGCUUACCCCAACUCGAACGGUUAGAGAUACAUAACGCCCAGCCGUCGCCACAAUCCAAAGUACAUUGGCCUUCACAUCUGCCGAAUAUGAAGAGUAUCACCUUGCUCACGGAAGCGUCAAUUCCGCCACCAGGUCGUGUUCCUGCUCUAUACAUUCCUCCUUCUACUCUAUUUCAGGAGUCAAUGUCUUGCUCAAUGCCCAACCUUGAAGAACUACGGCUUGACUCGUAUCCCAAAGUCUGGGCGCCAUACUAUCUUUCAUUUGACCCUGUUCAAUACCCCAGGCUACGUAAACUAGAUCUGAAAGGUGUAUUCAUAGGCACUUUCAGCUUACCACCGAGUCUCGAAUACCUUUCCAUUCAUGCAGGUGCCGCUCCACCUGGGGAGGAAUUCCCCUUUCCUCCCGAGCAACCCUUACACCUUCCAAAUCUCCACACUCUUAUGCUUCGCGACCUAAUUUGGGUCACCUACCGCACGCUCCAUCAGUUCAUAUUUGAUUCCAAGGCUGUAUUACGGAACCUUGUGGUUGACCGCUGUCCACAACUCGACUCUGAGAAGCUCAGUCUUGUUCUGGCGAAGAAUUCGGUCAACUUGACUGAGCUCGGAGUUCCUCAGCUUCCAGGCAUCAAUGACUCUACCGUGAAGGCCUUGGUGGAAGGUUUGUCAAACCUCACUGCUCUAGAUGUCUCCAACACCGAUGUCACAGGCCGUCUGCUCAAAAUGCUUGCUGACGCACAUUCCUCGGAUGUCGACUUUCCACGUGUUGAGUAUGUAUACAUCAAAAAUUGUGACAAUGUCCCAUACGAGGCAAUAACCUACGCUCAGUCACAUGGUGUCAGUGUCAUUCGGUGAUUAGAAGCAUCAGUACAAACGCCCCUGAAGCAUGCUGGCAUGCAUAGGUAUGCGUUUUUUAUUUGCAUUCGGCGCCAUAUCGCAUGUUGGGCUAUAGUUCUACC
Messenger RNA from Aspergillus eucalypticola CBS 122712, 1819 nucleotides. Its product is annotated as Leucine Rich Repeat domain protein. The record is from RefSeq and is a predicted model, not a curated record. Gene Ontology annotation, molecular function: Hsp90 protein binding. The transcript has 6 exons. NCBI's taxonomy places the organism in Eukaryota, Fungi, Ascomycota, Eurotiomycetes, Eurotiales, Aspergillaceae. The coding region runs from base 33 to 1715 and encodes 560 amino acids.